This is a messenger RNA of Carcharodon carcharias (great white shark), 1321 nucleotides long. RefSeq names its product ankyrin repeat domain-containing protein 13D-like. The record is from RefSeq and is a predicted model, not a curated record. The transcript is spliced from 8 exons. NCBI's taxonomy places the organism in Eukaryota, Metazoa, Chordata, Chondrichthyes, Lamniformes, Lamnidae. The annotation marks the transcript as partial. Gene Ontology annotation, cellular component: cytoplasm.
GUGUACAGUGCCAGUAAUGUGGAGCUUGUCACCCGCACGAGAACCGAGCAUCUUUCAGACCAGGACAAGAUGAGGAUGAAAGGCACCAAGACACCUCUGCAGUCGUUCCUGGGCCUUGCUGAACAGCAUGUCACGGCUCCGCAGAACGGGGCCCACGUGACUCAGAGUGCCAACUCCACCAACCCGACUGCCAUCACCCCCGAGGAGUAUUUCGACCCGAAUUUCGAACUCCAGGCCCGUGACAUCGGACGGCCCGUCGAGCUGACCAGCAAGAUUCAACGGUUUAAAGCUAACCUCUGGCUCUGUGAGGAUCAUCCCCUCUCCCUCGUUGAGCAAGUGACUCCGAUCAUUGACCUCAUGGCGAUCAGUAAUGCCCACUUUGCCAAAUUACGUGACUUCAUCACCCUGAAAUUGCCCCCUGGCUUCCCUGUCAAAAUAGAAAUCCCGCUGUUCCACGUGUUGAAUGCCCGGAUCACGUUCGGGAAUCUCUGUGGCUGCGACGAGGCUGUCAGCACGUUGAGGGUAGUCGGUGACCCCGCUGCUCCGAGUGACGAGGGCCAGGGAGCCUCGGGGACCGCAGACUCCUGCCGCCAAGUAGGAAAAUGUGAAGUGGACCCCUCGGUGUUCGAGGUGCCCCGGGGCUACACAGUGGUGGGUACGGGGCGUAGUGAGCCAAUGAGGGACGAGGACGAUGACCUCCUGCAGUUUGCCAUCCAGCAGAGCCUGCUGGACACCGGGACCGAGACGGAGCAGGUCACAAUCUGGGAGGCACUGACCAACAGCCGGCCUGGAUCCAACCCUCCAAUUCCUUAUGAUGAAGAGUCACAGUUAGAACGAGCCUUACAGGAGAGUAUGCUGACCCACAGUGGAGGGGGAGGGGGGCUGAAUCUCUCAUCCGAUCCACUGGACCCCUCCUCCGAGCUCCAGCAGACAGCCUACCCCAGCUUCUCCGAGCAGCUACGCCUGGCCAUGGAGCAGUCCAGUAAGGAACAGGAGGAUCUGGAGAGGAGGUGGAGGGAGGAGGAGGAGGAACUGGAGCGCAUCCUGCAACUCUCACUCACGGAAAAGUGAAGGAGCAACACGAGGGCUUCCUGCCCUUCUGCAUCAACCCCGUCAGAUUGCCCAUACCCCCCCCACACCCUUCCCUUCCCCAACCUCCUUCAUUCUCAGCAAACAGACCAUCACAUCUCCCCAUGAUGGAGCUUUACUCUGUAUCUAACCCCGUGCUGUACCUGUCCUGGGAGUGUUUGAUGGGGACAGUGUAGAGGAAGCUUUACUCUGUAUCUAACCCCGUGCUGUACUUGUCCUGGGAGUGUUUGAU